CCGGUCGGGGCACAUCACAUGCGCUCGUCAGCAGCCGCACACGCACUAUCAUACUCGCGCGCGACGACCGUCCGUCCCGUUCCGUCUCGUCACGUCUCGAGCACGCUCCUCGAACUCGGUCGAUCUACAAGAAAAUUUGUAAUAUUUAUCAGUUAUCAAACGCCUAUCUAUGAAUUUAUAAAAAUUUAAAAAUUCGUAAACGGAAAUGAUAUGUUGUAAGUGCACUUACAAGUAUCGUCUUGCGGGGAAAAUCGUAUAAAUUAUAUGACAUUUUUUGACGAUAAACGUUAAGUGCGAUUCACGGGGCUAUACUUUGUGAUACGGGAUUGUCAGUAGCCUGUGCAACUACAACCGGUAAAAAGCGUCGCGGAUUUUUUGGUUUUUUGAACAGUUUUUAAUUUUAACAUAACUAUUAUAAUUAUUGGUACCGUUUGCUCGUUUUUGUUUAUGUGCGCGCGUAUAAGACGUGUUUGUGUGUGUGUGUCCUUUGCAGAGGUUGCAUAAAUGGUCAAGAAACCGAAAGGCGUGAAUAUGAUAUCGGCGAAACCGAAUAGCAAAAUGAACGAUCACGUGGCUCGGCUGCGGGUGGUGCAAGAGGUGUCAUCUCGAAACAGUUCAGCCAGCUGGAACAGUUCGUGCACGUUUUCGACCGAGCAGAGUUUUCAAGAUCAACCAAGACCACCGGUGUAUAAUGUGGAAGACUAUGCUGGAUCACUGCGAAAAUUUGGAAAGCGAGGUCCUGCGUCAGAUGUCAACAAUGGUGACUCACCUGAACCGAAAGAAACUGAAAUGACUCUAAAAGAAUUCACGUCAGCAUCCGAGCUAUUAGAAAAAUUGAGUUCCGACCUAAAGCUUGCGUAUUUCAGCUUCGUACAAGAGUUCGUCGGUGACCCAAUAGAUGGAGUAACGCUGUUGCUGGAGCUCUUGAAAACCAUCCAACAAAACGGCACGCAAACAAAAUGUACACCGGCAAACCAGCGCCGUAUCACAUUGGACGAAAACGCGUGCCUGCAAUGUUUGAAGUAUUGUCUACGCUGUCAGGAUGCAGCUAGGAAAUUGGCGAUAUCUCCGGCCGGACUAUAUACGCUCGCCGCGUGCAUCAUGAGCACUGUCAAUCAGUCUCGUCUACUGACUUUGGAGUUAUUAACAAAGGCGUGCUGUGAGUCAGGUACGGUAGACGGACACAACACGGUUUCGGACGCGAUGAGUACGAUGCGACUUAGAUUUGCUGAACCCGUCAGGUUCAGAUUUUUAGUAGGAAUGAUGUCCGGUAGCGGCAGUUCCGGUAUGGAACUGUUGUUGGCUGGUUUAAAGUUUAUAAACGCCUUCACAGAAACAUGUCCGGAUCUUCAGACAAAGUUUUAUGUGCAAGCCGAACUCAAACAAGCUGGUUUUAAACCUGCAGCUAUAUUGAAAAAUAUUUCCAACAAAUCUCCACUGUUGAGCUCUGUAUCAGAUGAGAUAUACAGGUGGCAGAAAAAUUUCAUAAAUGUCGAAUCAUUGAAAAGACAACAUGACGAAGUCAUCAGAGAGGCUAAAUCUCUUAGAGAGAAAGUAGUCAUGCUAGAAAAAAAAAUUCACCUUCUCCAAGAAGAGAAGCGUGUAAUUUCUUCACGCAAAGACCACGUGGAUAUUUCGAAAAAGAACAAAAUCGAAGGCGGAGGAAAUUCUGCUGAAGACGAAGGUAUUAGUUCUUCCGAACAAGACGACUGUGAAGAGGAAGUAUCAUCUAAAAAAGUAAAGGUUCCCUACAAGAUGUAUAGCGUAUCGCAAGGUGACACAACCAUCGAGGAAGUGCUCGAAGAUUUCGACAAAGUUAUAAACGAUGCGUCCACUGAGUCUGGUGGUGGACGAAAGAUGUCGUCAGUGAGCAGUGACAAUUCUAAGCGGUAUUACGAGUUUUCCGAUACGGACGAUGUGGUAAUCAUACCUACCAGAAUCGUCCCCGAACCACCAAGGCGAUCCAGAAGCCUUUUUAUGAACAAAAACUUCGAAGUAAAUCCUUUUUUUGAGGAUGACGAGGAGAGCGUCGAAUCGGAGUGCGCUUACGAGGAGGACGAUGACGAAGAAAAGUCUAAAAUAAAACGAAGCGAAACGUUUCAUUCGGUCCAGAAACAGAUAAAACGAUUUUCGGAUUUGGCGCUGCACAAUCACCGGGUGGAGAACGAGGAAAAAAUCAAGGACGGAGGCAGACGAAAAUCGAUAUAUAACAUCUUUGGCAACGCGAAUCAACCAGAAAACUCGAUGUAUGCUAACAAUAGACCAGUAACGAGGUCAGCUAGCACUAGGAACGUCAACGAUUCACGGAUACCUGUCAUGAGGUUCGACCACUGCAAGUCCGAAAGGUCCGUUUACUUGCCAAUGGGUAGCAAGGUCACCAAGGAACCCAAGGUUUUUAUGACCAGGGGCCACAACAACGCGGGGUUGUAUUCCGGUUACAAGGACACUACCACCAACACCGCCGCCGGAGGAAAAGACUUGAGUUCCAAGUGCAAGCUGAGUUCAGGCAGUAGUUCAAAUGGGUUGAAAGCGCUACAGCACAUCAACAUGUCUGUUUCCACGGGGAAACUCACAGAUUUUCCAUCGGGACUCUAUUAGACUGAACAUGUAGAAUACAUCUACAUUAUAUUAUGAUAACUUAUUAUUAUUAUUAUGCUAUUAUAGUGUUGUUUUUAAACAUUGGCGUUCUAAAUGCACAUAUUAUACAUCAUUAUGUAGCUUUGUAAGCUAAUUAUAAGCGUAUAGUUUAUUAAAAGAAAAAAACACCGAAAGUUUAAAAUAUUAUGUUGUUUCAUUACGAUAAUUGCGCCUAUAAUAUGUUAUUUACCUUAAAUAAUUUAAUUCGUUUACCAACAGUUGUACAUAGUUUUAAAGUAGGUAUAUGGUAUAUAGUUAUAUUGGUUAAAGUACAAUAUUGAUUACCGCUUGACUGAAUAGCAUCUCUGUUAGCCUUUAUGUAUUUUAAUUUAGAAUUAAUUUUUAAAUUAUAUAAUAAUAUAUACUUAAUCUUAGACGAAUGCCAAGUACUUCUUUUUAAAAUUUUCUCCAAAGGUAAAAUUUAAAAUAGUUAUAUUUAUAGUAAUAGUAAUUUUAUAAGCAUAUUAUUUGAAUGUUUUAAAUGUAAUUAGUUUUAUAAGGUAAAAUUUAUAAUAUAUAUUUUAGAUUAAUAAUAUAAUAUUUUUAUAGUAUUUACAUACGGUUAUUAUACGUACAUACAUAUUGUUUAAAAUCUAUAUUUAGUAUUUAGGUAACCUUUAAGGUUUUUACAUAUAGUUCAAUAAUAACAAUCUCGUUAAUUUAGACGUUAAGAGCCUACCUAUUGAAAAAUAAGUGCAAUAUUUUGAAUUAAAGCAGUAGUAUAAUUUUUAUAUUAUAUAAUAAGCUAUUUGUUUUAAUUGCUCAACCAUCCUUAAUACUUAUUAAACAUAUAAAUAUUAUUAGAGGUAUUUUUAUAUUUUAUUUUUAUUACGCAUAAAUAUUAAUUCUUUGUGUGAAAUAAAUAAUCUGUAUAUUUAUAAUACAAAUAAUUCAAUCUCAUAUUGUAAUAAUUAAAUAUAAAUGUAUAUUAAUUUUAAAAAAAA
Aphis gossypii (cotton aphid) is the source of this 3581-nucleotide messenger RNA. RefSeq lists its product as uncharacterized. The transcript is spliced from 7 exons. The record is from RefSeq and is a predicted model, not a curated record. Gene Ontology annotation, cellular component: cytosol. Gene Ontology annotation, biological process: regulation of cell shape; cortical actin cytoskeleton organization; cell migration. Lineage: Eukaryota; Metazoa; Arthropoda; Insecta; Hemiptera; Aphididae. Gene Ontology annotation, molecular function: actin filament binding; small GTPase binding. The coding region runs from base 505 to 2598 and encodes 697 amino acids.